This is a messenger RNA of Mercenaria mercenaria, 3837 nucleotides long. Its product is annotated as skeletal aspartic acid-rich protein 2-like. The transcript has 4 exons. Bases 257 to 748 code for a protein of 163 amino acids. NCBI's taxonomy places the organism in Eukaryota, Metazoa, Mollusca, Bivalvia, Venerida, Veneridae. The record is from RefSeq and is a predicted model, not a curated record.
GUCUUAACACUCUUCAUAAUUUUCUUGUUGUGCAGGAGAUUCAAAGAAAAGCAUUACAUUAGAGUUCGACAAUCUGUCGGAGAAAAAGUCUGACGGCAGUGCAGUUAAAGAAUCUUCUCAUGUGACAAACACUUUCGCCAACCAGCCGUUUACAUUCAAGCCUAUAGUAGAAGAGGAGUAUCCGGGUACCAGCAUCGGAGUUCAGCGUUUGACAUUCGAGUCAGCCUUAAAGAACGGGGCUUCUCUUAAAGUCCACAUGUAUAUAUUCAAAGAAAGCGGAGAUAUUGUACAAGAGAAUGAAACUGUUUCCGUGAAAGCUGGAAAUGUAAAAAUCAAUAUUGAUAUUACCAGCUGGUCGUUUUGUGACGGUUCAAGUUCUUGCAAGCAGAAUGAGAUGGGAGAAUACCUGGACUUUGACAUCGUAAUGAAGGGUAAAAGUGGCAGUGCGACAAGAGCUGACUCGGAGUCGGGAAAUACGUAUACACUAGGAGAUAGUGGUAGCACAAUGUUGUCGAGAAAGAUAAAAGUUGACGGUGCAGCAGACCUUGUUGAUAUGGCAACAGAUUAUCCUAAGCUGAUAACGCAGGGCAGCAAACAGAUCUUCCGCUUCCGGUUCCCAAAGUUCACGACCAGCAUCUUAUAUGAUCCAACAAUUUUUCUAAACCCAGACGGCACCAACAGUGCUGUGAAGGAAACUAUUUCCGCUUUUAUGCUAGCUGCAGUCGGUGUUUUAUUCUAUAUGCUUUAAUUAUUGAUAUAACUUAAACUUCUUUCGAAUGUUAUGCGUACAUUUUCCUAGGUAUUUUACAUGUCUACAAGUCCCGUGAUGUAUACAGCAUUUUAUUAGUUUGAAUAAGUCUAGUUUUUUCAUAUAUAAUGCCAUUUUAACUACUGUCCAAUGAUUGUGUCCAAAAGAUUAAAAACGUUCAUUAAAGUUUUUUUGUGAUAUUAAUUGCAGUUUACGCUUUUUACAUUUUUAAAACAUUUAAAAAACAUUGACACACAUGAUUAUAUUGAACAUAGAAACAAAAUGUAUGUCAAUGUAGUGAGGUGUGGGCUGAAAGAAGUACCAGUUAUUUAUUAAAGGGACAACAAAAUGCAAGUGUUGUUUUUCGGUUAGCAAUUAGAUAGACUGAUAUCAACUACAUGUAAUAUUUUGUCGAUGUAGCUAGAUAUUUCUCAUCAAGAAGUGUCGAUUAAGGAAGGUAUAUCACAUAUUACACAUGUUCUGUCUGAAUGAACGAGUGUCAAACAUUUGUAAAAACCAUUGCAUUUCAUAGAAUCUCGACCUUGUUGCUUCAUUAAUCUCUGUCUAUUUUAGUCUAGCAUAAUAAUAUUAUUUUAAAUAUAAUUUUUAACCUUAUUUACAUUUUUUAUUUCUCUUUAUUCAUUUAUUUUCUUAUUGUUCUUGCUACAUAUCACAUGUUUCUGUCUGAAUAAGUCGGUCACUUUUUUGACAUGGCAUGGAUUUCUAGAAUUGAAUAUUUACCGUUAUUUGAAGUACAUUUUUGUUUCUCAACCGUAGGUAUUGUUCAACUAUAUUUUAUCUGGUUAUUUAACAAAUACAAGGUACUUAAUUUGAGAUAUUAUGGUUGGUUUGUUUGUUUCAGAUGCAAAGUGAAAAUCAGUUUGCCGGUACAUAUAAUAGGGUUAUUAUAACAGUAGCUCGUUCUGGGAUGCUGUAUUCGGCUCGAGUGGAUUUUGCCAGUUCGGACCUCACGAGGCGCGCAAGCGCCCUUGCAAAGUCCACGAGAGCCGAAUACAAAAUCCCAGAUCCAGCUACUGUUGUAAUGACCCUUUUAUUAUAUACCUCCACCUUUUCGUUUGUUUAUUUGUAAUCGAACAAAAUCUUAAAUAUUUGUUGAUGUUAAAAUGAAAUGAGUGAUGUUUUAAUGUGCGCUAUUUAUAUAAUUGUGUCAGUUCAUGCAUAUUCAAUGAAAGUAGUCCGGCAACAUACAGUAGAAAAGGUACAAUACGGAUUUUUUUUCUGCCUGGUCAUACUUACUUUUGAAAUACAAUCCGAAUUUUUGACAGAAUUUAUGUAGGUAUAUAAUAAAGAUAAUUACAUUGUGAUAACAAGACUUAUAAUGUUCCGAAAAUAAAUAGGGGCUAUAUGAUACUUGAUUUGUUUGUAUACAUAUAGGUUCAAUAAAAAUGAAAACACUAAGAUAUUUAUAACAGAAGAACAUGAGAUCGUGAAUGCCUUUUCUUACACAAUGGCAUAAGAAAUGUAGUACACCAUAUUUAAGACAUUCCAUUACGACAACACAAAACGUUUUUCGUCUCCUGAUUGAAAUUUGUACUAACUUUGUGGUUCUAAGAUCGUGUACUAUAAACGACUCCAACUGUAUAACAUAAGUUUCUAAAAUUAAAGAAAUUUUACCAUGCAAAUCUUGUAACUUCAAGUACGUCAUGUUCUAGUUUUAGUUACGUUUUUUGGCUUUAUUGUAUUUAUUACUGUUUACGAGCAGACAAGUGGACUGGCUUCAAAUUUGUUUGGGAUACUGUUCAGUGAGUUCACUUUACUAAACGUAAGUUUGACAAGUUCAUUCUGAUUACUUGUUACCUAUUUAAGAAAUAAUUUAUAGCAAAAGAGUGUUUUAACACUAUCUAUGCACAAUGGGCGGUUAUACGUCGGGCGUAAUAAUUUCGAGGGCGCAGCCCGAGUGAAAUUAUUUGUACGAGAUAUUACCGCCCGAGUGUAUAAAUAGUGUUAAAACACGGUUUUGUUAUAAAUUAUUUCGAUUCUAAUAUGCCUUUAAUCUAAAACAGUAGAUGUAGUUGCGCUCUUUCUUGGUCGCAACAAAAACUUUGACGUCACCGGACGUUAACGUGACGUCAUUCUAGCAUAAGCAUGUUUUAACAGAGACAAGCAUAUUAGAAUGAACAUUAUAACACAACUUUUGUGAGUAAUCAAACCGUUGAAAUUCCUUUUAGAGUAAUAAAACCCCUUGUCGAGAGAGGGUUCACAUAAUUUAAUUCAAUGUUGUCGUCUGUAAAUGUCGACAACUUCUAAUACCAAUGUAUAACAUAACAUAAUACUAAUGUUUAUUUCAAAUUGUAUAUAUCACACAAUAUCUGUGGGAGAGCACAUAAUAUCUAUGGGAGAAACAUGAGUGAUUAGUUGAUAUUAAUAGAAUAAUUUCAGGCCCCUGGAUCACAAAAGAAUUUCAGUCGCAGCUUAGUUUGAUAAUGAAAUUUUAUUUAUCACUUAUAUAUCUAAAUUGCAUUUUCAAAACUAAAUGUUAAGUUAAUGACUGUUUUUAAUUAAGUUCAUGAGCAUUAUCGUGACGUAAGACCAUGAUGUUGUUUUGUUGUAUAUUGUAUAAGUAUUGUAUUUUUGCUAAAAUACCAUGCAGUCUUAAUUGGCCUUGUAAAGUUGUUGAUGGGAAGUUAUGUAAAUCAUGUGUCCAAGAGGAGUGAUGUGCUGACUUGUUAGAGCAGCAUCACGGUUGGGUUCGAGUAUCGAUCUUGCUGCAUAUUUUUUCUAACAUUGACACAUUAGUUCAAAUUAUUUUGUUUUUGGAAGAAGGUUCAAACAUAUAUGCUUUGUAAAUGUGUUGGUUAUAUUUCAAGGAUUGUCGUCUGCGCACUUAAUAUAAGGUACAUGAAUAAUUUCCUGUAUUUUAAAAUAGACUGACAUUUAUAGAUACUUUGCAUCCUGUAUUGAAGUAGUUGAUAACAAUAGUGACACAAAAUGUUUACUUGAAAUUGUUUGAUCAAGAUUAUAGUGUAUCAGCAACACCGGACAAAUAUUACUCAUUUCUUAACACACAUUAAUAUCAAACUUGUUGUACUGACUCUUCAUACAAAUAAAUGUAUGAAACGAUCAAAUAA